Messenger RNA from Anolis sagrei ordinatus, 329 nucleotides. The record is from RefSeq and is a predicted model, not a curated record. NCBI's taxonomy places the organism in Eukaryota, Metazoa, Chordata, Lepidosauria, Squamata, Anolidae.
UUGUUGUUGCCGCCUCCGCCGUUGCCAUGACGGACCGCUACACCAUCCACAGCCAGCUGGAGCACCUGCAGUCCAAGUACAUCGGGACGGGCCACGCGGACACGACCAAGUGGGAGUGGCUGGUGAACCAGCACCGGGACUCCUACUGCUCCUACAUGGGCCACUUCGACCUGCUCAACUACUUCGCCAUCGCCGAGGACGAGAGCAAGGCCCGCGUCCGCUUCAACCUCAUGGAGAAGAUGCUGCAGCCCUGCGGGCCCCCCGCCGACAAGCCCGACGAGUCCUGAGGCCGAAGGAGGAGCGCCAGAGGGAGGGCGGGAAGUGGCGCC